CCAGAAACAGUGACAACCCUUCAGUACAUGGAUGCUGCGGAGACUGCUUCCUGCACUGCCGCGGGUGCUGACAAUGCCACCUACAGUGGCCCUGAUAGUGAUGAGCCUGAUGAAAAUGAUGCUGAUUGGAGACUAAUCGACCAUCAAGUCACCUUGUCAUCUGAUUCAGAAAAUGAGAGUGAUAGUGACUGCUUUGAAGAUCAUUUGAGUUUGUUGGCAACCGAAUAUCAUGUCAAACAUAAUGCAUUGGACAGCCUUUUGAAGCUACUCAAGAAAGUUUUCCAGAUGGCUCCUUCUUUUGUGGUCGUUGAGUUCCUUGGUGAACGUUCAGUCGCUGUUGUCCCAACCAUAUGGACAGAAGAUGAUGGAAAGAAUAGCUUCUGCUAUUGGCCAAGGCCAAAUCCUACCCACUCCAGAAUCCGGAAAGCUGAGAUUCCUGACAAAGAAGUCUGGGAUAGGCUGCCAAUUCGGGUUUUCAGGAAAACAUUGACUGAAGACUUUGACAAGGCCCUUCAAUACCAAAAACAAGCUGAAAUGUUUUCGAGCCCAGAAGAAGUGUCAACCAAACGGAGCCACAUCACCCCUGAACGUUAUAGAAACGAUGAGGAAGAUGUGUUUGAUGCUGACGACGAAGAGGAAAUUCGGCCAAAAAAGAAGUGCAGAAAAGAGAAACCACAGAUCCUCGUCCAGGCACCCCCACUGCCAGAGCUCCCACCAUUUAACUUUCCAAUCUCCAGCGAGUACCAGACCACUUCAGCCAGUACCAGCCAAUACCAGACCACUCCAAGGCAUCCAGGCCGACCUCACAGCCCAGCGAGAAGCAGCACUUCCAGGCUCAGUCCAGACAGGAAUAAUGCAUCCAGCUCAAGCCAGUACCAGACCACUCCAGCCAGUACGAGUCAGUACCAGACCGCUCCAAGAAACAGCAGGAAUGCCCUUGACAGUGAACGUUAG
Messenger RNA from Entelurus aequoreus (snake pipefish), 954 nucleotides. RefSeq lists its product as uncharacterized. Bases 28 to 954 code for a protein of 308 amino acids. The record is from RefSeq and is a predicted model, not a curated record. The transcript is spliced from 4 exons. NCBI's taxonomy places the organism in Eukaryota, Metazoa, Chordata, Actinopteri, Syngnathiformes, Syngnathidae.